Messenger RNA from Achroia grisella, 2700 nucleotides. It is a transcript of the gene Cul3, whose product is annotated as cullin-3. Gene Ontology annotation, molecular function: ubiquitin protein ligase binding. Gene Ontology annotation, cellular component: Cul3-RING ubiquitin ligase complex. The record is from RefSeq and is a predicted model, not a curated record. Gene Ontology annotation, biological process: ubiquitin-dependent protein catabolic process; protein ubiquitination. NCBI's taxonomy places the organism in Eukaryota, Metazoa, Arthropoda, Insecta, Lepidoptera, Pyralidae. The coding region runs from base 281 to 2605 and encodes 774 amino acids. The transcript is spliced from 16 exons.
UCUUUAAUCUUGUCCUCUUUUAUAAUUAAGUACCUAUGGAUAAUCAAUUUCUUUUUACUGCAAAAAAUAGUUUAUAUUAAUAUAUAUACAUAUUAAUAAAUCAGUCGUAUAUUUUUUGCACUAAUAAUGCAUAAAGUGCUACCAUUAGCAAGCUACAUUUCAAUGAUCUAGAUGUAAAGAGAGUAACGAUGAAGUAUUUCUGUGACGAAGCACAUGAACAGUGAAGAGAUUUUUAUAUGAAUUUAGUGUUUUGUUGGUGUGUGAAUUUUAACCCAUAAAAAUGAAGAGUGCAUUGCCAAAAGAUAAACCUGGCAAAAUGAGAAUCAGAGCUUUUCCUAUGACUAUGGAUGAAAAGUAUGUGGAGAGUAUAUGGAGUUUACUAAAAAAUGCAAUACAAGAAAUUCAAAAGAAAAAUAAUUCAGGUUUAUCUUUUGAAGAACUCUAUCGUAAUGCCUAUACUAUGGUCCUCCAUAAGCAUGGGGAAAGGCUAUAUACUGGACUGAAGGAAGUUGUAACUAAUCAUCUUGAAACCAAGGUCAGGAAAGAUGUGAUACAUUCAUUAAACAAUGGUUUUCUUCAAACAUUGAACAACGCCUGGACUGACCACCAAACUAGCAUGGUCAUGAUCCGUGAUAUACUUAUGUAUAUGGACAGGGUAUAUGUACAGCAAAAUGAAGUGGACAAUGUGUACAAUCUAGGACUAAUCAUUUUUAGAGAUCAGGUCGUCCGUUACGGGUCGAUUCGUGACCACUUACGUCAGACUCUCCUGGAAAUGGUGGCGCGUGAACGUCGGGGGGAAGUUGUUGACCGGUUGGCGAUACGCAACGCCUGCCAGAUGCUUAUGGUGCUCGGCAUUAAUUCCCGGGCUGUGUAUGAAGAAGAUUUUGAAACGCCAUUUCUACACCAAUCUGCUGAGUUUUAUAGGAUGGAAUCUCAAAAGUUCUUGGCAGAGAACAGCGCGGCAGUGUACAUCGCGCGCGUGGAAGCCCGUAUCAGUGAAGAGGCAGAGCGCGCCCGCCACUAUUUGGAUGAGACUACUGAGCCACGGGUAGUUGCCGUGCUGGAACAUGAACUCAUCGAGCAGCACAUGAAGACCAUUGUAGAGAUGGAGAACUCUGGCGUAGUGCAUAUGCUUAUGCAUACCCGCACCGGCGAGCUGGCGUGCGUGUACAAGCUGCUGUCGCGCGUUCCCGACGGACUGCGUACUGUCGCUGAUGCAGUCUCGGCACACCUCCGCGAACAGGGGCGCGCGCUCGUCACCGACAAUCACAACAACACCAACGCCAUCACUUUCGUGCAGAAUUUACUUGAUCUCAAAGCAAGAUUUGAUCACUUUUUGCAGAAUUCAUUCAAUAAUGAUAAGAUAUUUAAACAUAUGAUUGCUUCUGACUUUGAAUAUUUUCUUAAUUUAAAUAAUAAAUCCCCUGAGUUCUUGUCGCUAUUCAUCGACGGUAAACUGAAAAAAGGAGAAAAAGGCAUGAGUGAACAAGAAAUUGAGGCAGUUCUUGACAAAACAAUGGUGCUUUUCCGUUUUCUUCAAGAAAAAGAUGUAUUUGAACGAUAUUACAAACAACACUUAGCCAAGCGACUGUUGCUCAAUAAAUCUGUGUCUGAUGAUAGCGAGAAGAAUAUGAUCUCCAAACUGAAGACUGAGUGCGGUAGCCAGUUCACAUCCAAACUUGAAGGCAUGUUCAAGGACAUGACAGUUUCCAAUACCAUCAUGGAAGAAUUUAAAGAGCAUGUGCUGUCAACCGGGACCAAUCUUCAUGGGGUAGAUCUGUCCGUGCGAGUACUCACUACUGGACUGUGGCCGACACAGAGCGUCACGCCCAAGUGUAAUAUACCCAUCGCACCUAGAAAUGCUUUCGAUGUCUUUAGAAGCUUCUACCUGGCGAAACACUCGGGGCGGCAGCUGUCGCUGCAGCCGCAGCUGGGCAACGUGGACCUGCACGCGACGUUCCGCGGGGCGGCGGCGGCGGGCGGAGGCCCGGCCUCCCCGCCGCGCUCGCCGCGCGACCAGCACGAGGCGCCGCCUGCCGCGCCCGCUCCCGCUCCCGCCCCGCGACGACACAUCAUACAGGUCUCGCCCUUCCAGAUGUGCGUGCUGCUGCUCUUCAACAAGCGCGAGAGGCUCACUUACGAGGAAAUACUCAACGAGACUGAUAUUCCGGAGAAGGACCUCGUCCGCGCACUACAGUCGUUAGCGAUGGGAAAACCAACACAAAGAGUACUCAUUAAACAUCCCAAGACUAAGGAAAUAGAACCAUCUCAUCAAUUCUACGUUAACGAUGCCUUCACGUCUAAACUGUACAGAGUGAAGAUCCAAACAGUAGCAGCUAAGGGCGAAUCAGAGCCCGAACGACGAGAGACACGCAACAAAGUGGACGAGGAUCGUAAACAUGAAAUCGAAGCGGCCAUCGUGCGCAUAAUGAAAGCCAGAAAGAAAAUGGCGCACACGUUGUUGGUGGCGGAAGUGACAGAACAGCUCCGCGCACGGUUCCUGCCAUCUCCAGUAGUUAUCAAGAAACGCAUCGAGGGACUCAUCGAGCGCGAGUAUCUCGCGCGUACGCCGGAUGAUCGCAAAGUUUACACUUACGUCGCAUAGGCCAUGAAUCUCAAGCCCUUGAAAGGUGGAUGCCAAGUUAGAAGUGAUAGAAGUAACAAAAGUAUUUAAAUUAUUUCAAAAUAAAAUUAAUAGUU